AUGUUUAACGUUAAGUCCUUCGACCUCCGGGGCUACAUCCACCUCCGUUCUCCACUUUCGUCCGAAAUGCACCGCUGCUUGCAUAUCGAGGAGAUAAUUCGUAUCAUUACCUCCUUCCGUGUUGGGUCAAUGCAUGCAGUGCAAUUGAACCUGGACCUUACGUGCCGCAGUUUCUACGAGUCCGCGAUGGACACAUUGUGGGGGGAUCUGGACAAGGAUAUCGAGCCACUGCUGCUCAUUCUGCCCUCCUAUGCGCUGAAACGCGUAAAAUACGAGGUUUUGAAAUCCCAGGGGACGGGGAUUGGGACCGCUUCCGCCACCAUGCUAAAUGUGUACGCCGUUUGGAGCUCUAUGAUGCACCAUAUCGCGUACACGAAGAUACCCUCCGGGAGCUCUGCGAGAUCUACCCUGGCCCCCACCUACUACCGAACCUCCGCGAGCCAUGAAGGUGCAUACCUCUACGAAGCAUGGGAGAAGCUUGUCCCGCCUACCCUGGAAGAGGCAUCUGUGAUACAUUUUGACGAGGAAAACGAGGCCACGGCUUUCUUGGACGCGCUAAUCAACUGCCCGUCGCCCAAACGUUUGUGUUACGAAGAGGACAAGCUCAUGAUGAUGGAUCACGAGGCAGUCAGAUUGCAGGUCAACAGAGUUUUAAUUCACCUCAAACAGCUUACGGUUGUUCGUGCAAGGCCGCUAUUUCCCGGAACCAUCCAGCAUCUCGCGUCGUUGCCCAUUUUGAAGGAGAUCGAGUUCUUUCUGGACGUGAGCACCGAUUGCCGUGUCCCAUUUGGCUCCGAAGUGGACAUUGUUCCGUUUUCUGCACUCAAAAAGCUGCACAUAGGCGCAUCGGCUACCUCUGACAAAGCCCUUCUCACAUUCUUGGAUACUAUCUGCUCAACUUGCCUCGAGGCCAUUCAUGUCACCUUCGGUUUGGACGGUGAGAAUCCGGACAAGCUGCGCGCAAAGGACUAUGAACCGUCGCCAGCGUGGUACAUCAAUAGGGUCACAGAGGCACUCUCCCGGUUCACCCGCUCCAAGCGCGUUUACCUCUCAGCUAUCGGCCAGCACAUUAAUUCGGCUGCUCUUGUAUUCGAUACAGACACGCUCACACCGCUCCUGCGUCUACAGGCUAUCACGUCUCUCGAUUUGGGCAGAUCAUCGCUAGUGGCCGAAUAUCCAUCAGCUAGAGCUCGGACAGAACUGCAGCAUCAUGCCGCCUAUACUGAAGGUUGAAGACCUCCUCCCGAUCACCACCGCUUCCUUGGAGUACUGCUCACCAACGACAUGGGCCC
Molecule: messenger RNA, 1292 nt
Organism: Phanerochaete carnosa HHB-10118-sp
Lineage: Eukaryota; Fungi; Basidiomycota; Agaricomycetes; Polyporales; Phanerochaetaceae
Exons: 2
Coding region: 1-1233 (410 amino acids)
Source: RefSeq, a predicted model, not a curated record